This is a messenger RNA of Cylicocyclus nassatus, 1657 nucleotides long. The record is from the annotation of a GenBank genome assembly. NCBI's taxonomy places the organism in Eukaryota, Metazoa, Nematoda, Chromadorea, Rhabditida, Strongylidae.
GUUUUAGAUGGCGUUAGGAUCCGAUAAUUUUGCUGAUCUUUCGGGUCCACCAGCGCCAGUAAUUUCGAAAUUGAAGUGUUCUACAUGUUCUAAGUCUGUGUGCUCUAUAUCUGGGUUUCGUGCACAUAUGGCAAUACAACAUGGUAUCUACGUUGAAUAAACUGGCACUCAGCUUAGAAUGACGCCGGAAAGCAGUGGAACCAGGAAGCCGGCUGUUUAUCAACUUAUCUGCUUCAUGUGAUUCGCUCACAGAUGCCAGUCUCCAAGAUAUAGCGGCUAGAUAUCCAGACACUAGGACUGCCAUAGCUCGCGACGCUGACAAUGCGCUAUGGCUGCGAUAUGGCAUACUACAGCCAAGAUCGCACUUCGAAAUGCAGUUGAAUCUUGCUAAGAGAGGAAUCAGGGUGAUUGGGAUGGAUCCGAAGGAGAAUGGGACUCCAAACCGAAGCACUCCGGGAGGUGGGCUUCGCCCCAUCAUGGCGCGACGUUCUGCUUUCACUUUGAACGAUAGUCCAUCACCACCAGAAGUGAUGAAGAGAGAUGAUCCUCCGGCUUUCACUUCUGCUUCAUAAAACCUUUCCUACUUGUCAGUAAUAUGCUGCGUUGCAAAUUCUGUGCCCAACAAACUUGCAUUCAAACAAUGAUGUGAGAUCAUGUGCAAUUCAAUCAUGUCUUGGUCUGCCGAGCCUGUGGAAAUGGAUUUGCGCAUCGCGAGGCAUUGACCCGACAUGGAAAACUGGGACGAUGUUCGAUGCAGUUUGAAGAUGUGUCUGUGAAACAAAUCUCUGUUGAUUGUGGGGUUUGUUAUAAGAGAAUGUCGCUUGCUAACAUAGCUCCAUUUGUUCCGGGAGCGUCCUGCGGUCUUAUAUGGAACGUCUGGGCAGACUACACUCCUAUCGCACACCAUGAGGCAAUGAGAGUGCAUCUUACGCAACGACGUAUGGAUGAAAGACGGCAAUUUGACAGCCCUGGUGUGGAUGAUGAUUUGGCCGACAGUGCAGAGGCCACAACUAAUGCCCAUCGAGCAUCUCUUGUGGCACAAGUUCUAGUGGAAGUCGCGGUUAAUGUUGGAAAUGUGGGCUCAUCGAUGCUUGGAUACGUUGAGGACAAUGACGAGAGUGCAGUGGAAUACCUUCCUGAAAGCGUGAAAGCUGAGUACGGGUCGGUGGUUGUCAAAGAAGUCCAUGACGACAACAAUGACGAUGAAUUACAAGUUAUCGGCGAAGUUGAACAUGCUCGUGGUGUUACGUCGUCAGCUGUGGUUACGAAAAGAAGUACAAAUGCUCGCGAUGCAGCUCUAUGUCUUUGGCAUACACUGAAAGGUUUCUUUUCCGUAUGCAGAAAUUGUUGCGCUGCCUUUGAGAGUCAGCAGCAAUUUAAAAAUCGUCGACUUUGUCAUGGUCCAGCGGGUUCAGUUUCAUGCGGUGAAUGCUCCGCCAUAGCUUACAUACGCCACUAUUUGAACAUCAUCGCAACGCCCACGCAACCAAGGAUAGACUUUUCUACGGAUGCAGUCAACGCAGCAUGUUGUUCCGAUCGGAUGCACGACUUAUGUUCCAUCUUCGAGAGGCACAUGGUGUUCCUCUAUUCUUCUUCUGCAAGGCUUGCCAUCUUGGUGGUACUCAGGAGAAGUCGAUACAUGUACACGUUGCUUUGA